AUGAUUGCCGUGCUGAAGGUGGAUGCUGCGGGAGCAUGGAACGAAGCAGUAAAAGGAAUCGCGCACGUCGCUACCAACGUCUCCCUCUCCUCUGAUCUUCUCCACCACGUCCUGCAGCUGCUUACCCACGACGACUUCAAGCCCAUGUUCAAAGCAGCGGGGUUCAUAACUUAUUUUUGCCCAGAGUCGUCAUCUCGUCAUUCCGUAUUCACCCUCAACGUCAAUGGAAGCCUCCUCCCCGCAUCCAUCAACUGUACGCUACCCUUCAUCUCGUGA
Stereum hirsutum FP-91666 SS1 is the source of this 276-nucleotide messenger RNA. RefSeq lists its product as uncharacterized. Lineage: Eukaryota; Fungi; Basidiomycota; Agaricomycetes; Russulales; Stereaceae. The transcript is spliced from 3 exons. The coding region runs from base 1 to 276 and encodes 91 amino acids. The record is from RefSeq and is a predicted model, not a curated record.